AUGCAGAAGCUCAUCGUCGCCCUCGCGCUCUCCGGCGCCGCGGCGUUCGUCGCGCCGUCGGUGCAGCGCGCCUCGCUCCGGGUCAGCGCCGAGGAGGAGACGGCCGCGCCCGAGCCCGCGGCCGCGCCGGCGCCGGCCGCGCCCGCGAAGAAGACGGGCACCAGCAACCGCAAGGACACGAUCACCCCCUCCAAGUCCGCGGGCGGCCUCGACCUCGCGGGCCUCCAGCAGUGCACGAUUCAAAUUUCGCGACCUGCACGCCAUCGACGCGACGCCUAUUCACUGGUCGAUUUUCGCGUAGGCCUCCAGGCGCUCGCCUACGAGCAGAACCCCAUCGUCGGCUACUUCGACCCCCUCGAGCUCUCGCUCAAGGAGUUCUUCGACGAGUCGAACACGGCGACCAUCGGCUUCCUGCGCCAGGCCGAGCUCAAGCACGGCCGCGUCGCGAUGGCCGGCUUCGUCGGCUACCUCGUGCACGCGCAGGGCAUCACGUGCGCCGCCGCGCCGCGCUCGACGAUUUGAGAGCGGGUCGCGGCGACGGCGUCGACCGCUUCGUUCACACAGGUGGCCCUUCAAGAUGACGCUCGACGGCGACGCCUGGCCGACGCUCGGCGAGGGCGGCGUGCCGGCGCUCUGGGACCAGAUCCCGGAGGGCGCCAAGUGGCAGAUCAUCACCGCCAUCGGCUGCCUCGAGUGGUACGACGAGUGGCAGUACGACAACCCGGCGGCGCAGAUGCCCGCCAUGGCGGACAAGCCCAAGCACUACAUGCGCGGCGGCCAGCCGGGCGCCUACCCGUGUGGAAUUCAAGCAGACACGCAGUCAUGGAGUGAGGCGCCCGACAUUCGAUUUCCACACAGGCGCCUACCCGCGCUUCGACGGCCUCCCGCUCAACCUCUACGACCCCUUCAACCUCUUCAAGAAGGCGUCGGAGGAGAAGAAGGCGCGCGGCCGCAACGCCGAGGUGAACAACGGCCGCCUGGCCAUGAUUGGGCUCUUUUCACUCCUCGCGGAGUCGAAGGUCCCGGGCAGAGCAUAAAUCAAAUUGUCGCGACGCGUCCUCGAUUCGGUCAGAAACUCACUGGUUGAUUUAUGCACAGGUCCCGGGCUCCGUGCCGUUCCUCGACCAGUUCGACUUCCCCGCCUACGCGGGCAACGUCAUGGUCCCGUUCGAGGGCCAGUUCUCGCUCCUCGGCUAG
Molecule: messenger RNA, 1197 nt
Organism: Pelagomonas calceolata
Lineage: Eukaryota; Pelagophyceae; Pelagomonadales; Pelagomonadaceae
Source: the annotation of a GenBank genome assembly